GGCCGGGCAGUGCGUGUGGCAUCCCGAUAGAGCAGAAGAGGAGCAAGUGGCAGUGCUGGGUGGCGGGAGCGUGGCUGUCACUGUGCUGGAGCAUCCCUGAGCUUCUGAACAGAGCCGACCAGUCAGCCAGCAUUGCGCGCCGCCGCCAGCCCGCGCCGAUCUCAUCCGUCUCGUGUCUCCGCUCAGGCGAUCCUCCAAGACUUCGCACAAAGCACAUUUUUCAAAGCAGCGCAAGGGAGCGCCCAGCCGCGUGCAGGCGGACGCACCCUUCCUGUCCUUUGUUCCGGGGGGAUCUGCAACUGCUCUUCUCCCCAAGUCGGAGUCUCUUCUCCUGGGGUGGCGGGUCGCCGAGUGCAGCUACGAAAAUGCCUUUGGAACUGACUCAGAGCCGGGUGCAGAAGAUCUGGGUGCCUGUCGAUCACCGACCCUCGUUGCCCAGAACCUGUGGGCCGAAGCUGACCAACUCCCCAACGGUGAUUGUGAUGGUGGGCCUCCCAGCCCGGGGUAAGACUUACAUCUCCAAGAAGCUGACUCGCUACCUCAACUGGAUAGGUGUUCCCACGAAAGUGUUCAAUGUGGGAGAGUAUCGACGUGAGGCCGUGAAGCAGUUCAGCUCUUACAACUUCUUCCGCCCUGACAACGAGGAAGCCAUGAGAGUCCGAAAACAGUGUGCCUUAGCUGCCCUGAGAGAUGUCAAAAGUUACCUGACGAAGGAAGGAGGACAGAUUGCAGUUUUUGAUGCUACCAACACUACUAGAGAGAGGAGACACAUGAUCCUUCAUUUUGCCAAAGAAAAUGACUUCAAGGUAUUUUUCAUUGAGUCCAUAUGUGACGACCCUACUGUUGUGGCCUCCAACAUCAUGGAAGUUAAAAUCUCCAGCCCGGAUUACAAAGACUGCAACUCAGCAGAAGCCAUGGACGACUUCAUGAAGAGAAUCAAUUGCUAUGAAGCCAGUUACCAACCUCUUGACCCUGAUAAAUGUGACAGGGACUUGUCGCUCAUCAAAGUGAUUGACGUUGGCCGGAGGUUCUUGGUGAACAGAGUGCAGGACCACAUCCAGAGCCGGAUUGUGUACUACCUGAUGAACAUCCACGUGCAACCUCGUACCAUCUACCUGUGUCGGCAUGGGGAAAAUGAGCACAACCUGCAGGGCAAGAUCGGGGGCGACUCGGGCCUGUCCAGCAGAGGCAAGAAGUUCGCAAAUGCCCUGAGCAAGUUCGUGGAGGAACAGAACCUGAAGGACCUCCGCGUGUGGACAAGCCAGCUGAAAAGCACCAUCCAGACCGCGGAGGCCCUGCGACUUCCCUAUGAGCAGUGGAAGGCGCUCAAUGAGAUUGACGCUGGUGUGUGUGAGGAGCUGACCUACGAGGAGAUCAGAGACACUUAUCCUGAGGAGUACGCACUGCGUGAACAGGACAAAUACUACUACCGGUAUCCCACAGGCGAGUCUUACCAGGACCUGGUCCAGCGCCUGGAGCCUGUGAUCAUGGAAUUAGAGCGCCAAGAGAAUGUGUUGGUCAUCUGUCACCAGGCUGUCCUACGCUGCCUGCUAGCCUACUUCCUUGACAAGAGUGCAGAGGAGAUGCCGUACCUGAAAUGCCCCCUUCACACUGUCCUGAAACUGACACCUGUGGCGUAUGGGUGCCGUGUGGAGUCCAUCUACUUGAAUGUGGAAUCAGUGAGCACACACCGGGAGAGGUCGGAGGCUGUCAAAAUACAACACUUUGCCAGUGUAGUCAGACCUUCCUCUUACACCGAACUUGACUUUCUGUCUGUGGAGUCCGAAAAACAGGAUGCAAAGAAGGGACCUAACCCGCUCAUGAGACGCAAUAGUGUCACCCCACUAGCCAGCCCUGAGCCCACCAAAAAGCCUCGCAUCAACAGCUUUGAGGAGCAUGUGGCUUCCACUUCUGCUGCCCUGCCCAGCUGCCUGCCCCCGGAAGUGCCCACGCAGCUGCCUGGACAACCUUUGCUAGGGAAAGCCUGUCUACGAAGUGUCUGUCACAUUUUUUCAAAGUUUUCUCCUUACUAACCUGGGAAAGAACAUGAAGAGCCCCCGGAGUGGCACUGACUCUUCCCAGAAGCACUGAAGCUGAAACAUGGGUUCCGUUCCAUUUCUACAGCCUGCCUUGUGCCCGCUCAUCUACCUGGAAUGGGGGAGAAUGGAGGUCUGUCUGCUGGGUGAAGAGUAGCAACACCGCCUGAGAUGUUGGGGUGGCAAAGACAACUAGGAAGCUGGACAGAUCCCAUCUUCCCAUGACAAAGCUGCAGCCCUCCCCACCCUCUCUUCUCCUGGGACUUCCAGGGUGUCUGACCUCACAGACCCUACUGAAGCAUGGGGAGGACUAUAGUUCUAGAGGAGGUGAGGUCAGGCCUCUCAGUGGAUGUCACCAUGAUGUUCUGGUUUGUUUCUUUGGAUGUUGACCUGGCAUGUUGAUAGCCGAGAGACAAGACUGGCAGAGAAUCCUGAAGUUCAGAGUGAGUUAGACCCCAGAUGCUAGAGGCUCAGGGAUGUUCAAACACUCGCCUGGCUUUUAUACAUCUUGGCCUGGGAAGAGGCCUCAAAGAUAAGAGACUUGGACAAAUGCUGCACUGGGUGUGGCCAUUCUCCUGAGGCUCACUGGUCAGCUGGGCAGUGACAUGCCCUGGCUCUUCCACGUGUCCACAUGCCUUCUAGGUCUCGACUUAAGGGACACACUGGUUGCAUCAGUGUGGAAGGAAGCAUUUUGCUGAAAAAAGAACCAGGACCCCCUCUUCCCUGGGGCUCUUAGGCUUUCUGUUCUCCAGCCUGGGCCUGGAGGCACCUGAGCAAAUCCUGUGGCUGGCUGUUUGCUGUUUUGCACUUUCUUUCCUUUCCCCUCCCUCCCUCCCUCCCUUCCUCCCUCCCUCCCUCCCUCCCUCCCUCCCUCCCUCCCUCCCUCCCUCCCUCCCUCUCUCUUUUUUCCUCUCUCCUUUCUUCCCUUCCUCCCUUCUUCUCUCUUUCUCUCUCCCUCCCUCCCUCCCUCCCUCCCUCCCUCCCUCCCUCCCUCCCUCCCUCCCUUCCUCUCUCCCUUCCUUCCUUCAUUUUUCUUUUUCUUUUUGGGCAGAAGUGUGACCUGAAAGUCCCACUUCACUUCAGGAACCGAGAUGGCAGGGUGUUGGCCCUUGGAGGCUUGGAGCUGCUGAAUGGGAGGGAUCAGAGUGUCUGUGAGAUGGGGAGGCUCAGAGUCUUCAGCUUUGCUCAUGGUUUCCAAGAGGAAUGGUGGCCCAAGUAAGGCUUGUUCCUAGAGCUGUCUCCGUGUUUUGCUCUAGUGUCUGUUGUAUGCCUGAUACAACCCUGCUAGGCAUCUCAAGGAGUUCCCAAGAAUAGAAAAUUGUCCUUGUCGUCUUCAUGAUGUCUGUGAUGUUUUUGCGUGGGUUGAGAGCAGUGCUGGUGUAACUACCUAUUGUUUCUGUCUGUUUGGAAACUCAGUGGGUUUUGCCCAAAUGAGCCUUUUAUAAGGAUGCCCCACAGCUGGUGCUGAAGGUCACUUUCCUUUCCGCCUUCUGCCUGUGAGUCCUGGGGAGCCUAUCCUCCCCAGGUACAGGUCCUGGGGUGACACAAAGAUGUUCUUUGGAUGCUCUAAAGUCAUUUCAUGCAUCCACAGCUAACCACUCAAGUUCUCAGUCCAGCCCACUACCCUUUAAAUUUGUGGUCACCAGAGAGAGGACGAUAUACAUAAGACGUGAACUGUUUCCUCUCAGUGACUUGAGUUUUGACAAGUAUAUCUGCAGUGCAGACUUGUGCCCAGGUGUGCACAGGCAGGUAAUACUUUAGCCUGGGGACCUGAAGUGUUGCAUCUGGAAGGUGGACAGGAUCUCAGCUGUGUAACCCAAACUAGCCUCAAACUUCUAGCAGUCCUCCUGUCUCAGGCUCCCAAAUCCAGCAGUGGAGUCAUAAGCAUGAGCCACCGUGUCUGGUAGUGCGACUUUGCACUUGGAGCUAGUUCCUUAGGUGUCCUCUUCUGAGCACAUCUACUCUCUAGUUGCAGAACUAACUCUUACAACAUAGAGACUCUCGAGGCUGGGACAGGUAGGGGUGGUCACCCGUGACUAACGUAAGUCAGUACAUCAAGCGAAAGCUUUGUCCGGUGUGUUUUCACUUUCUGUGAAGGGGUGGAUAAGAUUGGGCUCGGGAGAUCUUGAAGGGGGUGGAACACAGCUUGAUUUGAAGCACAGUGACUGGAUGGACAGGGUGGCAAUCACACACCGAACUUCCACACUUCCACCCAAAGCAGCAAAAUAAAAUGGGGACCAAUGUUUUUUAACUUUGCAUAUUUGUUUUGGGGAUAAAUUUCUUCCAUUCCCUUCAACCAUGGGCAACACCCUUCAUUUAUGAGAAGAAAAACUGUUGGAACCACGCCAAUGAUAUUUUCAUUUGUAAUACUUGAAAUUUAUUUUUUUAUUAUUUUGAUAGCAGAUGUGCUAUUUAUUUAUUUAAUAUGUAUAAGGGAGCCUAAAAAUAGAAAGCUGCAUAGGUUGGGUUUAAUUGUUCCAUUGGUUUGGGGCCUUUCAAUGUGUGAUCCAUGACUUCUUCAUGUUCUGUGUAUUUGUCUCUCCGUGACCUGGGAAGAAGCUAUGCAAGCUUUUAAGCAGGAUACACCUUUCGGAAAUUUGUAUAUUUUGCAGUUGCUAGAAUAAUAAAAACCUGGUUGAGAUAUGCCAACAAAACUCACUUCUGGGCCUCUUGCAGGCACAAGUGUCAGUUUUCCUUCUAAGCAGCGAGUGUGUGUGUGUGUGUGUGUGUGUGUGUGUGCGCACACACACACACACACACACACAUAUGCACACGUGUAGAGGUCAAAGGAAGACCUGGCAGAAGUCGCUCUCUUCUGGCCUCCAGAGACUGAACCCGGGUGGUCGGCUUGUCAGUGCCUUUCCUUGAUGAGUCGGCCAUCCUGGCCGGCCACAAAGUGUCUUCAUGGCCACCGUACCUGUCAGCUCCUAGCAGAACCAUCGGUUAUUUUCCUUUAAACAGGACACAACAGUUUGUCAAGUUUGUACAUUUGGGAGAUAAAUAAAACGUGUUAAUUUUAAAUUAAUA
This is a messenger RNA of Chionomys nivalis (European snow vole), 5063 nucleotides long. RefSeq names its product 6-phosphofructo-2-kinase/fructose-2,6-biphosphatase 3 (gene Pfkfb3). NCBI's taxonomy places the organism in Eukaryota, Metazoa, Chordata, Mammalia, Rodentia, Cricetidae. Gene Ontology annotation, biological process: fructose metabolic process; fructose 2,6-bisphosphate metabolic process. Gene Ontology annotation, cellular component: cytosol. The transcript is spliced from 18 exons. Gene Ontology annotation, molecular function: ATP binding; 6-phosphofructo-2-kinase activity; fructose-2,6-bisphosphate 2-phosphatase activity. Bases 366 to 2033 code for a protein of 555 amino acids. The record is from RefSeq and is a predicted model, not a curated record.